ACUAAAAUUAGAAUCCAAAAAAACACCCCCCUAACUCAAAAACAGACCUUUAUCUGCAAAUCCUCGUCGUUUUCUCUCUCCCUCUCAUCCUAAAAUCUCCAUCUAUGGCCUCCAUUUCCAGGACUCGCCGAACCACCACCACCACCGGCGACCGAUCCGCCGGCGGCAAAAUACUCCGAAACAGGCGAAUCGCCGCCCCCAAAACCCCCUACGACCGCCCUACUCCGGCCCCCACUCCUUCUAGGGCUCCUCCCCAAAACCCUAAUUGGCUCUCCGGUCUCAUUUUCCCCACCUCUCGCUUGAUUGCUACUGGUGCCACCAAACUCCUUUCCUCCGUCUUUGGCCCCAACACUUCUUCCUCUUCGUCUUCUUCCGGCAGUUGUCCUUCUUCUGAGGAUGACAUUGAUGAUGACAAUGAUAAUUAUCAUAUCCAGAGUGAUGGAGUUGAUGAACUGAAUAAGAAGAACGGAACUACAUCAGAAUUGAUCGGAUGCUUUAGAAAGGAGCCCCCGACUAAACUCUAAGCAAAGAGUGAACCAAGCCAUGUUAUAGAAACACUACUUAUGCAGGAGACUUUCUCAAGGGAAGAAUGUGAUAGACUAAUAAAGAUUAUUAAUUCAAGAGUUAUAGAUGAUUCCACCAUAGAAGAGGGACAGGAUGCGAGAUUAGGUGGGAUACCCAGCAGAACAAUUGGUAAUGGUGUUUAUAAUACAUCAUGCACAGAUAGUCGUGAUCUGUGCAGUAAAGCUGUCAUGGAAGCCAAACAAUGGUUAGAGGAAAAGAAAGUGGCAUCAAGUUCAAAAUUGGACUUGGAUCAUGGAAUCUGUGCACUUAACUCUGUUGUGCUACCACAGGUUACUAAAGGUGGAUUGGGCUCACCAGUGGAUAUGGCCAAAUGGUAUAUGCAGGCCCGUCCUCCUUGGGCAUCUCCUUCUAAAGAUUACGUUGAAUUCAGAACUCCAUCACCAAUGGGAAGAGAGAUUUUGAAGGAAGAAACACCAUUUAUUGCUGGAAAUGCUCUCUCCUCAUCAAAGAAAAUGUAUUCUCUUGCCAGUGGAUCAUGGAAUAUUCAGGAGGAAAUACGGAGAGUGCGUUCUAAGGCAACAGAAGACAUGCUAAAGACCCCCUCAUCUACAAAAAUUGAUAUGUCAUCAUUUGCUCUGGAACCUAAAAGCUUCCAAAAAUCCUUGCUGUCUGGCAAAACAGAAUUGGGUAGGGGAGACAAAGUGAACGACUUAAAUUUGUUACCAGCAACAAAAUCAAUAGAUGUGUCAUCAGAAUUGGUUGCAGGAGUGACUACUUGUCAAGGCUUACCAGUUUCAGUUGUAGAGAUGACACAAGAUAGUUUGCGGAAUGCAGAUUUGUCAUCGCAGCCAGUUAUGUUUUCUUCAGCACAAAAUCAGGAUUCGGAAUCCAUUUGGACUGUUGAGGGAGAAGAACCUGCUGCUUCUAAAUCUCCGAAUCUUGCCUUAGAGCAAGAUUUAAGAUCAAGUGACAGAACUUGUUCUAAUGCCAAAGAAGAGACUGAAUCGAGAGGCAAACAAAAUGCUAACGGUUUCCCUUAUUCAGGAUAUAGUUCGUUUGCAGGAGAUACCAAAGCAAACCCUAGACCCUCAGAUGACAAGAACCAUGACAAGUUGGCUAAUAAAGUCCCCCCUGGGGAGGAGACAUGUAAGCUUUUGUGUGAAGCUUCCGUUGAUGUCCCAGUUUUAUAUGAAACCAAUAGCGUUGCAAGUGGCUCUGAUCACAGUUCUAGCAUGCCUCGUGAGGAGUUGUCGCAGGAACUGAAUCCAGAACGCAGCUUGAUGGGCGAAACCACGAACAUGGUUGAAAAACAACAGGGGAGGUAUCCGAGCAGGCACAACAGAAAAAGCAGGGGAAGGGGGCAGAUGAGAUGAAAUUGUGGUUUUUGUUUCGUUGUGCCAUGUCUGUUGUACAUUAGCCCCAUAGAUGGGAUAUUCUAGGCAAGACCCUGUGUAGGAUUGUAGGAAGACUUACGUCUACUUGUGUUGUGCUUUCUCAAAUUGGAAUGUUUUGAUGUUUACAAUAUUUGCUAAGCACUUCGUUUUUAUGAUUAAUCAAGUUAGUGUUAGCUGUCUUCGAGAUUUCACAUAA
This is a messenger RNA of Camellia sinensis, 2115 nucleotides long. Its product is annotated as flocculation protein. Gene Ontology annotation, cellular component: nuclear envelope. NCBI's taxonomy places the organism in Eukaryota, Viridiplantae, Streptophyta, Magnoliopsida, Ericales, Theaceae. Gene Ontology annotation, biological process: nuclear membrane organization. The record is from RefSeq and is a predicted model, not a curated record.